Messenger RNA from Vicugna pacos (alpaca), 3655 nucleotides. Lineage: Eukaryota; Metazoa; Chordata; Mammalia; Artiodactyla; Camelidae. The record is from RefSeq and is a predicted model, not a curated record.
UCAGCAUUUUCCACCUCAGGAGCUCCCUGGAGAGCUGGAAUUCAGAAAGGUCUCAGACGCAGACCUCCAUCCCAUCCCCUCCCUGCUCGACUGGGCAGCCUCUUCAGACCAUCUCUGUGCAGAAUGGCAGGAAAGUCUGCAGCCUUGACCUACCAUGCUCCAAAAGAACAAGAAGGACUCAUAAUUGUGAAGGUUGAAGAAGAAAAUUAUGUUUGGGGGCAGCACUUUAGCCUUCAGGGAAAGGCCUGUAGCCGGGAGGCCUUCCGCCAGCAGUUCAGACAGUUCGGUUACUCUGACUGCGUGGGGCCCCGGGAGGCCCUGAGCCGGCUCCGCGAGCUGUGCUGUCAGUGGCUGAGGCCGGAGGUGCACACCAAGGAGCAGAUUCUGGAGCUGCUGGUGCUGGAGCAGUUCCUGGCCAUGCUGCCUGAGGAGCUGCAGGCCUGGUUUCAGGAGAACCGGCCAGAGAGUGGAGAGGAAGCCGUGGCGAUGCUGGAGGAGCUGGAGAAAGAGCUUGAUGAGCCACGGCAACAGGACACGGCUCACGGCCAAGGAACGAUCUGGAAGGAAAUGACAUCUGUGGGAGUGCUGGAGUCACUGAGUAUCCAGCUCCAGCCCUUGGAGAACCAGUGUAAGAGUAAGACGCAGGAAGCCCAGGCUUUCUAUGAGCGAGAUGGCAAGCUGGUGGCAGACAGAGUAUUGACAGCAAAGCAAGAAAGUAUUGAAUGUGAAUGUGUGGCCUCGGCAGCCAUGAGAGCCCCAGGGAGACUCCCUGGAGAAGGUCCUUCAGGACAGGUAGUUGAAGAGGCUUUGGGAGGUCUGGACAACUUUGAGAAGCCAAGAGGAAGUGCUGUGGGGAAUAGAAUGAGUCGGCGUCCUUCUCAGGGAAGACAUUUCAGUCUGGCAAGCUUCAACAAGAAGGUCUCCACAGAAGAGCCACUGCAAGGUAAUGAAAGUGAAGGGGGUCUCAGUCUGAACUCAAACGUUGUAACGCAACCGAGAAUUCAUACGGCGGGAAAGCUCUAUGAGUGCUUUGACUGUGGGAAAGCCUUUUGCCAGAGCUCCAAGCUGAUUAGACAUCAGAGAAUUCAUACUGGAGAGAGACCUUACGCCUGUAAAGAAUGCGACAAAGCCUUUAGUCUGAGCUCGGACCUCGUUAGACAUCAGAGGAUUCACAGUGGUGAAAAACCCUAUGAGUGUUGUGAAUGUGGAAGAGCUUUCAGGGGCAGCUCAGAGCUCAUCAGGCAUCGCAGAAUUCACACUGGAGAGAAACCUUAUGAAUGUGGCGAAUGUGGGAGAGCCUUCAGCCGGAGCUCAGCCCUUAUUCAGCAUAGGAAAAUUCACACUGGAGACAAAGGCUAUGAAUGUAUCGAAUGUGGUAAGGCUUUUGGUAGAAGCUCUAUCCUUAUUGAACAUCAAAGAAUUCACACUGGAGAGAAACCUUAUGAAUGUAAUGAAUGUGGGAAGUCCUUCAAUCAGAGCUCUGCCCUCACCCAGCACCAGAGAAUCCACACUGGGGAAAAGCCUUAUGAAUGUAGUGAAUGUGGGAAAACAUUUAGGCAUAGAUCAGGACUGAUGCAGCAUCAGAGAACUCACACCAGAGUUUAACUCUGUGGAUAAUUGUUGUACAAUUGUGAAAUUCUAGGAAUUCACUUCAUGGGUGAGAUUCCACAGAAGAUGGAGGUUUCCUGAGAGCAGAAUUCCUGUCCUUCCACUGCAGUUAAGUAUUGUAGAUCCACACAAAGAUGCCUAUUGAAGUGUUGCGAUUCACAGUGAAUCCAGGAUUGCGGACAAGAUCCUGCCUUGUCUGAUGGUCUAAGAGGGGAUGCCUCCGGUGGCAAGGAGCCCGUCCUGUGCCUUUGGCAGGUGGAGGCACGUGCUGGGAGUUAUUCUGUUCUCUGAAAUGUUGACUCGUGAGGUUGUGAAGUGUUGAAUGAUGCCCUGGAUCAGUUUAGUAGUAUCUGGGGAAUGGUAGCUCAUUCCACUGCCUUGCUCUUUCUCUCCUCCGCCCUGAGCUUCCUGCUGAGGUCAGCUGAGGUCUACUUAUUUACUUAGCGUGUGCUGCGUGCCCACCAUUGAGGCAGGCCUGGCUGCUGCCGUCCCAGAGUUAAGUGAUUGCAGUGAAAUGUGAUCAGUGCUUUGGUAGGAUAAAUCCAGGAUUCUGUUGACAUGCAUGGCAGGGGUAUCUAACCUGGUCCAUGAGUCACUAAAGGCUUCCUGAAUGAGAUGAAAUCUCAGUUGAGACAUAAAAGGUGGGUAGAAGUUGGCGGAUCAAGGCAAGAAGGAAGAGAAGACUGUUCCAGGUGGAGGUUAGAGCACAUGCAGUGACAUGAGGAGAGGAUCUGGAGAUGUCCCUUCACCUGGAUUCUUCUCUCGCCAGAAUUUGUUCUCGUAGCCCCUGGUCCAGAAACCAGGACAAGUGUUGGUUCCUCUCUUUCUGUGUCACUGAGCUGGGUAGCCUGUCUCAGACCCAGAGUGACCUGAGAGUCCUGGAAGUACUCAGGGGAAUUAGUGUAAUGGAAGGCUGCUGUGUUGUAUGGAAAAAGGCAUGUUUGUCCACUAAGGAAAGAUUACAUGUUGGAGGCUAGAGGGACAGUGGGGACUGGAGUGUUUGUGUCCCAUGGCCCUGGAGCCCAGGAACUGGGAAGCUGACAGGAACACAGGGAUGGGAGGUCUGCCUUCUGAGGCUCCACUAUUCCUCACUCCGUGUUCCCUCCCCUUGUCACCAGGCUCACAGAUGCUAAGCUACCUGAAGUCAAUGAAUAUUUGCUGAAUUAUCCCCUCAGCUUCCUCAAAACCCUGCUUCUCUGCUAAUUCUUAUUUUGGCAGUUUUAAUUAACCCACAGUUAACUGCUGAGGGCAGUUAAUACCGAAGAGAAAGUCUGAGUCAUCUUCUAAGAUGUGCUGAUUUCCUGUCCUGAUACUGUCACUCGUGAAGAAGUGGUGGUCAAGACGCUGUUGUGGGUGACAGAGGCGGCGCAACUGGGGGACAGCCUUUGUGUCCAAAGGUUAUGGGAUGUUUAUGGAGCGAGGUCAAUCAGCAGUUUAAAAAGAUCCUUCAAAGGGACAGAGUUGCCUUUCCUAUAGGUGGCAAUCAAAUGAGUUCAUGUUUUUAAUAUCAUUUAAUAGUUUUUUUCCUGAUUGUGAAUUAACUGUAAAUGUUGACAGUACAGAAAAUGAGACAGUAUAAAUCGCCCAUGAUCCCGCCAUCCGUAGAAACAUUGUGGACAUUUUUGGAGUACUUCUAUUAGCUUCUCCCCCCAGUCCUAAUAUUUUUUGGGGUAGAAAUCUUAUUUGGUAAAUAAUUGCUAGUAACUGAUUUUAACCUUUAUACUUUUGAAUAUAUAUUUCAAUUGUUUAGUAUUAGAAUGUAAUGCAAAAUGUCUUAUAAUAAAAUUUAAGUUUUAAGUUUUGCAUUGAAAUUAUUCAUUCAGGAAUAGGGAGCACACAAACACACUUGGAGAGGUGCUGGGGGUAGGGGGAGAGUUGUGGGAAGAAGCCAGCGAACUGGUGUUCUUAGCUUUUACUCCCUGGGCCAAAGCGUGUCUGGACAUGACAGCUAAGUCCCUGAGGCUGCAGUUCACCAACUUCGUGAAAUCACAGAAUUGAGGGGACUUCUGGGGCUGCACUGUGGUUGGAAGAACGUGGGGAUGAGAUC